GGAAACAUUGCUCUGCGAGUCCUCCCGUUUAAACGCAUUCAAUUUUUGGGUCUCUCUCUCUCUCUCUCUCUCUCUUCUUCUCUUCUCUCUCUCUCUCUCUCUCCUCUCUCUCUCUCCUCUUUCUCCCCCCUCUCUCCCUCCUCUCCUCUCUCUCUCCUCUCUUCUCUGAACCUCUCUUCUCUUUCUCUUUUCUUACAUAUUCUACUAGUUGUUUUCCCCUUCUUCUUCUCCUUUCUCUCCUUUUUCUCCCUCCUCCUUGUCUCUUUUACUCCAUUCCUGCAGAAGAGAGAGGGCUAAACUUAAAGAAAAAAAAAAGGAGGAGGAGGAGGAGGAGGCACCCCCUUCGUAUUCUUCUUAUCGUUAUUUUAUACAUAUAUGAUUUUUUUUGGAGGGAGGGUGUUGGUUGCCGGCUGAAGAGCACUUAUUUAAAAUACUAAAAAAAGAACAUUUUUGGGCGAUCUCCAGGGUUUUUUUAACUAGCUCUGUGUGUUAUAGCAGAAGAAGCAGAAGAAGGAGCAAGAAAGAGGAAAAGAAGAGGAUUAUUUAUUCGACCUACUUUGGAUGUCUCUCUCGCUUUUCCUUUUUCCUUUUUUUGGCAAUUAUUUUCUUCUGAUUUUUAUUUUUUCUAUUUCGCUGUGAUUUCGUCGCCGGCGUGAAUUAUCCCGUAUUUUUCUCCCCCUUCCGUCACCUCCCGAAAGAAGAAGGCAGCGAGAGCCCGGCGCCACCGGCACAACAAAAAGAGCAAAGUGUGUGAUCUUCCUCGCCGGCUGCCUCCCGCUCUCCAGCGCUGCCUUCCUGAAUGGCUGGCUGCGUCCGGCCCUGGACCUGGCCCCCCGACACCCGCGCGCCCUGAUCGCCGGCGGCAGCCUCGCCCAGCGCCCUGCUCGGCUCACCGCGCUCCCCGCACUCCCGAGCCCGGCGAGGGCUCCCGCCGGGACAGCGGCGGCGCCGCGGGCGGCCCCGGCCUCCGCUCGCGCUCCGGCUGCGGCCCCGACUCCUGCUCGGACUCCGGCCCGGGUCCCGGCUCCUCCAGCGGCGCUCGCCGCAGCAGCUCCGGCGGCAGCUCCAGCGGCGCCUGCAGCCGCGACCUCCUCCUCCUCCGCCGCCGCCGCCGCCUCCGCCCUCGCCGGCUUCCUCUAUGUCGGCUCAGCCCGCGCGCUGCGCGUAGCCCGAGCGGCCGGCGGGCGGGCGCCCGGCGCGGGUGAGCGACUGUGUGUGCGAGUGUGUGUGUGCGCGGGGGUGCGGGCGAGGCGGAGGGCGAGUGUGUGCGCGCGCCGUGGCCCAUGCCCGCCGCCCCCGGCGCUGCGCCCCGCGCCGCUCCCGGCUGCCGCCUGUGCCAUUUCUGAUUUUGCAACUUGGGGAAGAAGAAAAAAGCGAGAGAAGGGAGCUUGCUCGCCGGGGGGUGGGGAGGGGGGAAGGAGAGCGCGGCCCCCCCAGGAACGGAGCGCGGGGGGAGCGGGCGAGGGGAGCAGGGGUGUUGGGGGGGGAGCCUGAGAGCCUGGGGGGGCUGCAAAAAGAGAGAAAGAAAACAGCAGGAACCACAACAAAACGCCAGCAGGGCGGGCGGGCGCGCAGCAGCAGCGGGGCGGCCGAGGCAGUAGCGGCGGCAGCGGCGGCGGCGGCGGAGGCAGCGGCCGGUGUCCGGCUCGGGCUCGGCUCCUGCGACCCCGGGGCGCCCGGCGGGCCCCCCGCCCCCUCCCCCUCCCCCCUUCCCCUUCCCCUUCCCCUCCCAGCGCGCCCGCGCGCCCCGCGGCCCUCGGCGAGCAGCUCGGCUCCCCCCAGCGCUCCCCGGGCCCAAAGAUAUGGCAAUGGUAGUUAGCAGCUGGCGAGAUCCGCAGGACGACGUGGCCGGGGGCAACCCCGGCGGCCCCAACCCCGCAGCGCAGGCGGCCCGCGGCGGCGGCGGCGGCGCCGGCGAGCAGCAGCAGCAGGCGGGCUCGGGCGCGCCGCACACGCCGCAGACCCCGGGCCAGCCCGGAGCGCCCGCCACCCCCGGCACGGCGGGGGACAAGGGCCAGGGCCCGCCCGGUUCGGGCCAGAGCCAGCAGCACAUCGAGUGCGUGGUGUGCGGGGACAAGUCGAGCGGCAAGCACUACGGCCAAUUCACCUGCGAGGGCUGCAAAAGUUUCUUCAAGAGGAGCGUCCGCAGGAACUUAACUUACACAUGCCGUGCCAACAGGAACUGUCCCAUCGACCAGCACCACCGCAACCAGUGCCAAUACUGCCGCCUCAAGAAGUGCCUCAAAGUGGGCAUGAGGCGGGAAGCGGUUCAGCGAGGAAGAAUGCCUCCAACCCAGCCCAAUCCAGGCCAGUACGCACUCACCAACGGGGACCCCCUCAACGGCCACUGCUACCUGUCCGGCUACAUCUCGCUGCUGCUGCGCGCCGAGCCCUACCCCACGUCGCGCUACGGCAGCCAGUGCAUGCAGCCCAACAACAUUAUGGGCAUCGAGAACAUCUGCGAGCUGGCCGCGCGCCUGCUCUUCAGCGCCGUCGAGUGGGCCCGCAACAUCCCCUUCUUCCCGGAUCUGCAGAUCACCGACCAGGUGUCCCUGCUACGCCUCACCUGGAGCGAGCUGUUCGUGCUCAACGCGGCCCAGUGCUCUAUGCCGCUGCACGUGGCGCCGUUGCUGGCCGCCGCCGGCCUGCAUGCCUCGCCCAUGUCUGCCGACCGCGUCGUGGCCUUCAUGGACCACAUCCGCAUCUUCCAGGAGCAGGUGGAGAAGCUCAAGGCGCUACACGUCGACUCAGCCGAGUACAGCUGCCUCAAAGCCAUCGUGCUGUUCACGUCAGACGCCUGUGGCCUGUCGGAUGCGGCCCACAUCGAGAGCCUGCAGGAGAAGUCGCAGUGCGCACUGGAGGAGUACGUGAGGAGCCAGUACCCCAACCAGCCCAGCCGUUUUGGCAAACUGCUGCUGCGACUGCCCUCGCUGCGCACCGUGUCCUCCUCCGUCAUCGAGCAGCUCUUCUUCGUCCGUUUGGUAGGUAAAACCCCCAUCGAAACUCUCAUCCGCGAUAUGUUACUGUCUGGGAGCAGCUUCAACUGGCCUUACAUGUCCAUCCAGUGCUCCUAGACCUUGGGCGCUUCCCACCUGCCCCGUCCCCCUAGAGACUCAGAGGACCCACCUGGGCCAAGGACUCCAAAGCCGCGGGGACACCGGGAAGUGCAGCGGGCCAGGCAGGCUGGGUGGGAGGGAGGAGGGCCGAGACAGGAGCAGCCCACCCAGCAGAAAUACAAUCCGAGCUACAAAGCAUGGGAAAAAGAGACUCUUUUAGGAUCAGAUCUGUGAGCACGUUGGCGAGGAAAAACAAAACAAACAAAAAAAAGAACCUUGUGUCUGUCUGGUGAAAAAAAGAAAAACAAAUUGGAAGAGAGGACCAUGAGAAUUUUAAUAAAACAGAAGGAAACUAAUGGACCUUCCAGGAUUUAUUGUGGACGGAUGUGGAUAUAUUCUGUACAGGAACAACACAUAUGGAAGUGGACUGAAGCCUAUGUAGAAACACACACACACUGAACAUUGUUAUUCAUUUUGUAAAAUACUAGUCUUUAUUUUCAUUUUUUGUAAAAUUUAAACAUCGUAUGCGCAUAAAGAAAAAGGAAACAAGAAUUAGGGGAAAAUAACAUUUUCCAAAUAAUUAUAAAAAAUUGUCCUGUGUCUAUGUAUCUAUAUCUGUUUUGUAUUUUUUUCUGGUUCCAAACCAGAUUUCCUGUGAUUCUAUACUAAUAAUUUUUGAUAUAACCCUUUGCUUCUUAUAAUGAGUGCGAUAUAUGUUGUCGAGGCUGUUCUUCAAGAAUUAAAAUUGAAGUGAAAAUUUAAACAAAAAUAAAAGAAUUUAGCAAAA
Molecule: messenger RNA, 3843 nt
Organism: Homo sapiens (human)
Lineage: Eukaryota; Metazoa; Chordata; Mammalia; Primates; Hominidae
Gene: NR2F1
Product: nuclear receptor subfamily 2 group F member 1
Exons: 3
Coding region: 1803-3074 (423 amino acids)
Biological process (GO): nervous system development; positive regulation of transcription by RNA polymerase II; regulation of DNA-templated transcription
Cellular component (GO): nucleus
Molecular function (GO): DNA-binding transcription factor activity; retinoic acid-responsive element binding; sequence-specific DNA binding
Source: RefSeq, marked reviewed